Molecule: messenger RNA, 2780 nt
Organism: Osmia bicornis bicornis
Lineage: Eukaryota; Metazoa; Arthropoda; Insecta; Hymenoptera; Megachilidae
Product: zinc finger protein 76-like
Exons: 8
Coding region: 16-1554 (512 amino acids)
Biological process (GO): regulation of transcription by RNA polymerase II
Cellular component (GO): nucleus
Molecular function (GO): RNA polymerase II cis-regulatory region sequence-specific DNA binding; DNA-binding transcription factor activity, RNA polymerase II-specific
Source: RefSeq, a predicted model, not a curated record
UUAUAACGAAAUACUAUGUCGACACACGCCGCAGAACUUUCGAAUUGUAUCGUGACUCGAGGUAUCGAAAGCAUGCCUGACGAGACACAGCAGAGCAAUCGUACGGAUAUAUUGGAGUGUCUGUCGGUUCUAAUUAACGAAAAUAACACUGGGAAUGACAGAACAGAAGAUCUAAUGUUGGACCAACAACUUUUGGAUGGUGCAACGUUAACAGCUGUAACACUAGCCGAUGGAACCGAAGCAUUCGUUGCAAAUAAUUUCAACGAAAAUGAGGUUCACUCAAAAGGACAAACGACGUUGGAAAUACAAAGCGGAGAUACUAUAUUAUUACGAGAGGUAUCAGAGUUUACAGAAGAUAAACCGUUUCGUUUCGAAUUAGAUCCGGCAGCUUUGGUUCAAGCUCAUAGCUCUACCAUAGAAAAUGUUGAAAACACUUAUCCACGAGUGGAGUUUAUCGAUGGUACUGCUUACAUGGUGACAGGCCACGUUGACGUUAGUAAAGAUUUAUGGGAAAUCGAGAAUGGUAAAUUGAAGAAAAAGGAUUCAAAGAUAUUAUUAAAUAAAUUGUCCACGUCAAGGAUCAGACAUCCUUGUCCAAGGGAAGGAUGUACAAAAGUUUACAGUACGCCUCAUCAUCUCAAGGUGCACGAACGAUCUCAUACUGGUCAACGACCAUACAGAUGUACGCAUCCCAAAUGUAAAAAGAAUUUCUCGACAGGAUAUAGUUUGAAAGCACAUUUGCGUACGCAUACCGGAGAAAAGCCGUACAAGUGUCCAACCGAAGAAUGCGAUAAGAGUUUUAAGACUUCCGGUGAUUUGUUGAAGCACGUUCGGACACAUACCGGGGAACGUCCUUUUUUGUGCCCAUUCGACGGUUGCGGACGCUCUUUUACCACUAGUAACAUUAGAAAGGUUCACGUUAGAACGCAUACCGGCGAACGACCGUACAAGUGUACCCAACCUAAAUGCGGGAAAGCUUUCGCCAGCGCGACAAACUAUAAGAAUCAUAUACGAAUUCAUUCAGGCGAGAAACCUUAUGUCUGUUCUAUCGAAAAUUGUGGAAGGAGAUUUACAGAAUAUUCUAGUCUAUAUAAACAUCAUCUUGUUCACACACAACAACGACCGUUCGAAUGUAAAGUUUGCUUAAGGAGAUACAGGCAAAACAGCACCCUUAUAAUGCAUAAAAGAACGGCUCAUGCGUUAGUUGACCACGAGGACAACGUCGACAACGUUGACAACGUUGACCCGUUCUGCCAAGAAUCUGUUCAAGAGUCUUCUAUUCGGAAUAACGAUAAGCGAAAGACGAACAUUGAACGGGAAAGCGGCGAUAGUCCGCCGUUAAAGAUUACAGAGAAAGACGGACAGAUUCAUAUUUCCAAAGCGGUCGAUGAUGUAAACGAGAACGAAACGCAGAUUCUAUUGGUCGGUGAUCCUUCGCAAAUCGCAGCGUUACAUAAAAUCGAGAUGAACAGUGGAUUCGACGAGGCUGGAAUUGAUACUUCGUUCGAAGAAUUAAACAUAAAAAUCGAAGACAUAGAACUAGGAUGGAAUUGAUAUUGAUAUGCUUUUAAAAAACGCAUUAUAAUCAAACACACUAAACUUUCAGAGGAUAGUUGCUUCACGCGCGACCUACCAUCGUUGCGCGUUCUUUCUUUUUUAUUCUUUUAAAUAUAAUUUUAUAACUAUAUCGGCACAAUUUAAUUACACCAUUGCAGAUUAAGGCUAACUUUAGGUCUAUCAAAUUAUCGAAAUUAAUUUAACCAACAAUUUGUUUCGCUUGUCGAUACAAAGAUAUCAUUAUUCAAUUUUAUUCACUGUUAUGAAAAUAUGUGUCCUGAAGAAACAUUUUUAUAUAAUUACUAUCUAGUAAAUAAAUUAAACAGGAAAUUUUCGAACGGUGUUUUUCAAGGUAUCGUAUCGUAUCGAAUAGUACACUCAUUGGAUAUUUUCGAUCUUUUAUUUUACAUUUUUCUUUGUUUAUUUAUUUAUUUAUUUAUUUAUUUAUUUUAUUUUAUUUUUUUUCAUCCGUAUCGUCAUUAUUACAAUUUAAUAAAAUUCUUCGAAUCUCGAUACUGUUUUUGACCGACGACGUGUCACAAAGGUAACGUAAACGUACAUUUAUUUGAUACGAACAAAUACUUGUAAAUACAUGAAGAAAAAAGCAUGUAAGAAGUUAAAAAUAUAGAGAAAGAAAAAAAGAAAUGUUUUCAAAUAAGAUGUUUUGGAUAUCUGAAAAACAACGAUUCUAUCAGAUUUCUUAACUUAACGAUAUUAUAAGAAAAAAAUGUUUGCGACAAAUGAGAUGAAAUGAGAAUUCGAUUAUAUUUUUUGCGAAGAAAAGGCAAUUUGACGCGUAAAUUAUCCGUAAGAUGCAGUUAUUCUCGACGAGCACGAGAACCCGAGUAGAGAGGAACAUCGAUUGUUAUUAGCAUCAGUUUACUAACCAAAUAACUUUAUUAACGUGUCGAGAUACAAGCUUUGAAAAAUUCAACGAAGGAAAACGUGCUAGUUACGCGCGAACAUUGCAAUGGUCUUUAGUUACAUAUGUGCCUGAUUCGAUAUGUUGUGAAAUUAUUUUAGUCCCCCUGUACCGAAACUUUCACAUUUAUUUCAUUGUUCUACUUUAUUUCUUUUCUUUUCUCUGUAUUUUGACUCGUGUCUGUAGUUUCUCUCUUCAUAAUAAAUUAUGGUAAUUAUUCGUUGACUCGAGCAGAAAAGGAAAAGUAAUCUCUACUUUCAAAUUAUUGUAAAUUAUUUAAGAAAAAGAAUUUCUGCUUUUA